UCCAGGAGAUGUCACUAGCUGACCCAGUCACCACCUGUCUUUCCCCUGCAGUGCAUUAUAUGGUUUGCAAACUUGGAUUUGAGAUAGAAGACAGCCAUUCUGUUAAUAGUAUUGUGUCUGAAAAUGGUGAAGUAUGUUGGAGAACAAUCACAGAGCUUGUGCAUUACCGUGAAUCAGAUCAAAAUGUGGAUUAUAUAAAAAGUGUGCAGCUGUUAGGACCUUUAUGUGAAUCUGUUCAUUUGCAUCUACAAUCCCUGACCAUGGAACAAUUUGAAGUUCAGUACUCAUUGUGGUUCCAGUGGACAAACUGUACGGAGCUACUUCUUGAAGUGUUUGCUGCACUGGAUAGCAUGGAAGCUACAGCAAUUGCACUUAGCUUAAUGAAACUAACAUCGUGUCUGGAGCGAGCCUUGGGUGAUGUUUUCUUACUAAUUGGUGAGGACUGUCCAUUCCUUUUAAGAGAUUUGCUUGCAUCUCAGGAGCUUGCUGCAGUCUUUGGACAAUCUGUAAUGAACGUGCUAAGAGUAUUCAUUGGGUCUCCAUAUGGUCUAAAUCUCCGUAACAUUUUGUGGCAUGGAUUUGCUUCCCCUCAAGAAAUUCCUGCAAAAUAUUGCUCUAUGCUGCUUAUUUUAACUGCAGGAUUGGGCCAGUUGCUAAAGAUAUACCUAUUGCAAACUGAAACCAUUUUAGUACAUCGACCUUAUAUAGCCUUCACUAAUUUAAAGGAGUUGGACAUUUUUCCAGAUAUUAAUCAUGAAGUACUUUCCAUAACUGAGGAACUAGCAAAGAUAUCCAGUUUUGUAUUAAAAACAAUGUUACCAUUUUGGGUUGCUGCACUAACAGCUUUCAGGCAACACAGGUAUGCUGACUGUGUUAUACUGUUACUCCCUCAGCUGGAAACUGGACUUAGGUUACUCUUCACCACAGUUAAUAAGUGUCCAAAUAGACUGCUAACUGCUGAGUCAUCUUCUCUUUAUACCACUUUCGAUGAGAUGCUAACAAAACAGCUGAAUGACAAAGAGAUCAAUCAGCUUCCUCUAAUUCUUGGAGAGCCUUCAAUGGAAUUCCUUUGGGAUUUCUUGAACCAUCAAGAGGGUCCACGUGUAAGAGAUCAUUUAAGCCAUGGAGAGAUCAACUUAAAUGAGUUUCCAAGAGAAAUAGCCAAUCAGAUACUUGCAUUUUCAGUUACACUUUUAUGCAGAUUUUCAGAAGUGGAGGAGCUCACAGCUUUUAAGGAGCACACAGCCAUUAAACCACUGAUCAGCUGUGCAAGUUGCUACCGUUCUCGGUUUCAUCCAAUUGCCCGACUUAAGAAACAGGUGCUGAAGUGUAUGAAGAGCAUUAGUUCAUGGCCUGAGCUUCCUAUAGUGCCUGAAGAGCAAAUUCAAGAAAUUCCAGGGUUGGAAAGAAGUGCAGAAACUAGUCCUUGUAUUUCUAUGACUACAGAAAUCCUCUCUCAGUUGCAACACCAUUUGCCCCAGAAUUGCUACAUUUUAGAUGAUCUAAUGAAUAAUCUUUUAAGUGAGAAGCUACUGGUUGAACUCUGUAGUACGCACAUUUGUACCCUGUACUGCCCACGUUCUGUACUGGAAAUAUUGGUUGUGUUCCGUAAGAUAAGCACACAGUGCCAUCAAGUGUCAGAUCAAGUAAUUGCCAGUACUGAAAUGAGAUACACACAGUGGAUAAACAAGAUACUGCGUUCGCGACAGAGGCAUAACUAUCUACGAAUGUUACACAGCAUUAAAUUUCUGUCUCCUGUGUUACGGCUGAUUUUAAUGUUGAUUAUUCUGGAACUAAUCAACAUCCAUACUGUUUGUGAGAAGAAUCCUUGUGAUUAUCAGCAGUAUAUAAAGUUUUUAAAGUCAAUCUUGCAGUAUACUGAGAACUUGGUGACCUACACAAGCCCAGAGAAAAACAAAUGGGAUGAAUCCAUGGAGCUUACGCACAAAGCUUUGAUAAAAAUUUGGACUUUCAGCGAGAGAAAGCUAACAUUAAUGCAGCUAGCGACACAAGUGAAGCUGUCUUGAAAACACUUGGUUUCUGUUACAUCUCAAAAUUAUUAUUUUUUAAUGCCUCAAAACUUAAUGUGGCCAAAAUUCUUAGAAUAUUUCUACUCCUUUCUUUGAGUGCAGCUUCCAUCAAAAUGCCUUUGAAAGCAGAAUUUGGCAUUUACGUAGCGACAGUGUUGCUGAUUGGAGUUGGAUAAAUGCAUUCCUGAAAAUGGAACAUUUGUCAAGUGCACAAUGAGACUCUGAGCUCUUACCUCAAAAUGAUUUGAAAUGUAUCUAUUAUUUUAAGUGUAUUAUGUGCUUUAAAGCUUGAUUUUUUUUUAUUAUUAUUAUUAUUUUUUAUAGUGUACCUGAAAAUGACCAGGAAAACAACUGAAAUAAAUGUAUUGGGAAAAAUAUUGAACUGAAAAAAAGCUAUCAGUGUGGUGAAGCUAAUAUUUGGCCCUU
Molecule: messenger RNA, 2456 nt
Organism: Terrapene triunguis (Three-toed box turtle)
Lineage: Eukaryota; Metazoa; Chordata; Testudines; Emydidae
Gene: ERMARD
Product: ER membrane associated RNA degradation
Exons: 18
Coding region: 9-2027 (672 amino acids)
Source: RefSeq, a predicted model, not a curated record